ACCUUGUCCCAAACGAAACAUUCGAAUUAACGAAUAACAUCCUUCAGUCGCCAUUACGCCGCGUCGCCUGUUACGAUCCGUCUCCGACCUGUUCGUGUCGUUAGCUUCUGAUAAUCAUCGCCGUGCUUAUUUCUCCCAUCUUGAAUCGCGCGCGACGCGGUGUUUUGCUACGAACGCGGUAAUAAUUCUGUUUCAAAAUACCUCGGGCACGAAACAAUCGGCGCGGAGUGUCCACGAAAGGAACAAAGAAGCAUUGUGUCCGGGCACGAAUCCAUCGGCAACCGGUGAAACGAUCGUCGAAACCAUUCCGCGUCCGUUCGAACAUCGAUCCCUCGAUCCUGUGCGCCGGUGGAACGAAUAAUUCCAAUCCGAUCGUCCCGGGACCGCCGGAAAAAUGGACGAGAGCAAUCUUUCGGACUCGUUCGAGCUCCCAAUUUCGGAGGACAUGAGCACGCCGGCCCGGACGGGACUCUCCAGAGAAGACAAGCAAUGGAGUCCGGCGAUGGAGCUGCUGGUCCACAAACUGAAGGCCAUAAACAUCUGCAGAACUCCCAGAACCCCUGCCAGCACUCCGGCGAACUCGUCCCUGCUGGAAACGUCGAACUCCGAAUCCGCGGAGUUAUCCCUCAACGACGACACCGAGAAACUAAAUUCCAGCGGAAUCGAGAACCUGAAGCGUAUCCUGGAGAAGCGUUUCAACAUAGACUUCUCCAGCCCGCGCAAAAACACGCGGAGUCCUUCGAGGAAGCAGUUCAUGGACGACGAGACUCUAGGCGUGAUCCUGGACCACGUGAACCAGCCGGGUCGCGAUUUGGACGCUGACGCGGACGAAUUGAUUAAGAUGACCCCCAUCUUCAGCCGCACGUUGAGCAAGAGACGCGGGAAUAUCCUGGAAAGCUCGAUGGUCGCCUUGGCUGGCUCGCCUUACCAGGAUCUGACCAUGUCCUCGGACGCCAACGACGACUGCGUGCUGGAACGCACGGCGAACUUCAUCUCGGACUACAGUCUCAUCCUGAAGAAGGUGAAACGCGACGUGAAGGAGAAGAACAUCAGUAACCUCGACGUGACGAUGAUGCUGUGCGAGAAUCUGGACAGCAGGUUCGAAGCUACCAUGACCUCCGAGCAGAAGGAUAUGAUUCUGCGCAGCUGCUUGCAGAACAUCGACGACUUCAAGGAGGAAAGCGGAGGCUUCGAGGCCACCGCGGACGUCGAGAUUAAUAACAAUUCCAUAGUGAAGUCGGAGGAGCCUGAUGGUAGUCAGCUCGGAGAUGAUAAGAGUGAUCGCGACGAGCAGUCUCUCGCUGAUGCAUCGCAGCGAAUGGCGCCUCCUGAUGGCGGCUUGGAGGACGAAGAAGGUAACGAGUACCUGUACCGCUUUAACGACCUUCUACAGAAAUGGCGUAAGAUUACUAACGCGAAUACUCACGAUUCUCCAGCAUCCGAGGUUCACGAAGCAAGACAGAGGAGUCAUUUCGAGUGCCAUGCUUCUGAAGUCCCUGAAGAUCCUUCGGUUCAGGACUAUAGGAGCUUGGACGCAUCCAGAUCCCGGUCAGAGGUCUUCAGCGUUGACCAAGCGGAGGAGACGUUGGACAACGAUGAAGAAGAAUACGUGAUAAUCUCAGCGGAAACCGAUCCCGAAGAAUCCUUCGAAGUAGUUCCUGAGGAGACACCCACAGAACGCGACAGUUACGCGCCAUACGACGCAGUGCCUGCUGUUCCCGACUUAGUUGCGGACUCCCCGAAAAAUCAACUGAAAGAUUGUCUCGAUGACAUCGCCGAAGAGAGAAUGGAAUGCUCGAAGUCCAGCGAGGACGAGGAAGAUGAGAGUCCUGUAGACUCGUCGAAGCGCACGAAGUCGACGGUCUCGAGCAGCGAGAACGAUCGAACGAAAUAUUACACCCCUGAAUCCUCGAGCGUCAGCAGGAUGUCCGGAUCCAGCGAUCAUUCCAGCAUGGUCGCCGAGGCGGAUUUCCGAGGUUGGUCCACGCGUUCUGCAGAGUUAGCAAAGUCGGGGAACAGCUACGAUAGUAAUUCAGGUGAGCCGGAGGACGGUAACAGUUCGUGCGCGCUGGAGGACGAUGUCUUCGAGCCCGAGGUGAACCAGACGGUCAGCAGAAGGAAAGCUAGUCCUCUGAGAGAUUUCCUGUUGAAACUGCAGCUGAAGAACCGAUCUCCGAGAUCGGUUUCGCCUGUCGGCAGGAGACAGGCUGCUCGGGCAGCCUGUCAUCCGUCGCCUAGGUCAGCGAGGAGUGACCGGUUCAUGAUGCCCAGGUACAUCAAGACUAGAGCCGAUGUUCCAAGGUGGACCAAACAGAUGAUCGAGGUUCCUGUCAGACCUAAUAAAGAUGUCCUCUUUCCGCCAUCGCACAAACUGACAGUGGCAGAAGUAUUCGACCCGGAAACGAAUCGGCCGCGGCCGGAGGUCCUCAAACAACACUUUAUCCUCGAAGGCAGGAUCGACGAGGCGGCGGCCCUUCGUAUAGUGAACGAUGGAGCCGCCCUGCUGCGCUCGGAGAAGACUAUGAUCGAUAUAGAAGCCCCCGUCACCGUGUGCGGGGAUAUUCACGGCCAGUUCUACGACCUGAUGAAGUUAUUCGAGGUGGGCGGACCACCCUCCUCGACGAAGUAUCUCUUCCUGGGCGAUUACGUGGACAGGGGUUAUUUCAGUAUCGAAUGCGUAUUGUACCUGUGGGCGCUGAAACUGUGCCAUCCAAACACACUGUUCCUCCUCAGAGGUAACCACGAGUGCCGUCAUCUCACGGAAUACUUCACAUUUAAGCAAGAGUGUAAAAUAAAAUACUCGGAGAGGGUAUACGACGCGUGCAUGGACGCCUUUGACUGUCUGCCUCUUGCCGCCCUCAUGAACCAACAGUUCCUCUGCGUGCACGGUGGCCUCUCGCCGGAAAUUCACAAUUUAGAAGAUAUUCGCAAACUGGACAGGUUCAAAGAGCCACCGGCGUUCGGACCCAUGUGCGACCUGCUCUGGUCCGAUCCGCUCGAGGACUUCGGGAACGAGAAGAACGCCGAGCACUUCUCCCAUAAUAGCGUCAGGGGUUGUUCGUACUUUUAUAGUUACGCGGCGUGCUGCGACUUCCUGCAGAACAACAACCUCCUCAGCAUCAUCAGGGCACACGAGGCGCAGGAUGCUGGGUACCGUAUGUACCGGAAAUCCCAGACGACGGGCUUCCCAUCGCUAAUUACCAUCUUUAGUGCGCCCAACUACCUCGACGUUUACAAUAACAAGGCGGCCGUGCUGAAGUACGAGAACAACGUAAUGAAUAUCAGGCAGUUCAACUGCUCGCCCCAUCCUUACUGGUUGCCCAAUUUCAUGGACGUGUUCACGUGGUCCCUGCCGUUUGUAGGUGAAAAAGUGACGGAGAUGUUGGUGAACGUGCUGAACAUCUGCUCGGACGACGAGCUGAUGAGCGACGGUGACGACGGGCUCGAAGAAGCAACCCCGCAACCCCCGGCGUCCGGAGACUCGACUCGCGAAUGGUUAGGGGAGCGGAAAGGCAAAAACACCGGGACGAUAUUUUCACGUGCAGCAGCCAAUCUACGCAAGGAGGUGAUCAGAAACAAGAUCAGAGCUAUUGGAAAGAUGGCGCGUGUCUUCUCUGUCUUGAGAGAAGAAAGCGAGAGCGUUUUACAGCUGAAGGGACUGACACCGACUGGAGCUUUGCCGCUUGGCGCGUUGUCUGGUGGCAAGACGUCCCUAAAAAACGCUCUCCAAGGCUUCUCGCCGAACCACAAAAUCACCUCGUUCGCCGAGGCGAAGGGUCUCGACGCCAUAAACGAGAGGAUGCCGCCAAGAAAGGACGCUCCGCCCACGCCAGUAAACGAGGAGAAACCCGUGAUAAAGCCGUCGGCUCCUGCGGGAGACAAGCGGGACCACAACACACCGCAACCGCAAUCGUGAGCCUCACACUCGUCCAAUCAAGGUGGCAAGGAUGGGUCGUAAGGUCCCAGCGCUGUCGCCGUCGCCGCCACCACCACCGAAAGAUCCAAAGCAUCGCUCGUCUCUCCUACCCGGUUGUCGUCGCCAGCGCGCCGUGUCGCCGCCGCGGGCCUCGAGAGGAGCCGGGC
Nomia melanderi (Alkali bee) is the source of this 4083-nucleotide messenger RNA. RefSeq lists its product as uncharacterized. Gene Ontology annotation, biological process: calcineurin-mediated signaling. Gene Ontology annotation, molecular function: calmodulin-dependent protein phosphatase activity. Lineage: Eukaryota; Metazoa; Arthropoda; Insecta; Hymenoptera; Halictidae. The record is from RefSeq and is a predicted model, not a curated record.